Messenger RNA from Aspergillus luchuensis, 570 nucleotides. RefSeq lists its product as uncharacterized. Bases 1 to 570 code for a protein of 189 amino acids. NCBI's taxonomy places the organism in Eukaryota, Fungi, Ascomycota, Eurotiomycetes, Eurotiales, Aspergillaceae. The record is from RefSeq and is a predicted model, not a curated record. The transcript has a single exon.
AUGUGGCUGCCAUUGCUCGUCCGCGGUCCAACGACCAUACCCUACAUUUACCGCCUUGUUUUGACGACGAUAGAACCAAUGAUCGCCCUGUGCGGCGCCCUGCAGUCGCUCCUUUAUCCAACCGUCUACAUGAGCAGCAUGACCCGUGGCAAGGUGUCCUUUUUGCCGGAGAUGGAAUUCCUACACACAGAGUUGGGCGGCGCGUGGCUGUAUUUUGCAUUUGUGGAGGCGGUUGUUUUGCGCGUCUUCGAUGACGAGCGUCUAUGGCGUUUCCUUUGCGCCGCCAUGCUCCUCAGCGACUUGGCCUGGUGCCAUUCAGUAGCACAGGCGGUUGGCGGCUGGGCGAUCUGGCUUAACGUCUGUAUCUGGUCCACGGAGGACCACCUUAUGUUCUGGACAUCCGCACCCAUCACCAUCAUGCGACUUCUAGUCGUCAGUGGGAUCGGCCUUAACGGACCCAACCCCAGCGUCCGAAGAGAACAAAACUCGACCACCAUACUGAAACACGAUGGAGGCCAAGAAUCUAGGGCUAAAGAGAACGCAGGCCACGAGACAAACACAAAGGUGUGA